Messenger RNA from Tachysurus vachellii, 2860 nucleotides. It is a transcript of the gene tacc3, whose product is annotated as transforming, acidic coiled-coil containing protein 3. Lineage: Eukaryota; Metazoa; Chordata; Actinopteri; Siluriformes; Bagridae. The coding region runs from base 112 to 2703 and encodes 863 amino acids. The record is from RefSeq and is a predicted model, not a curated record. Gene Ontology annotation, cellular component: cytoplasm. Gene Ontology annotation, biological process: mitotic spindle organization; cerebral cortex development; cell population proliferation. The transcript is spliced from 16 exons.
GAAAUUUUCUCAGCCGCAGCGAGACGCAUAAAGGUGCGCGAGCUCCUAACUGUCUUUUUUUUGUGUCCGGAAGGAAAACAAACAGAAAAUAUUUCCGUUAGAAACCUGAGUAUGAGCUCAGAGGUGGUGAAUGAUGAGAACCAGGGCGCUCUGUCCUCACGCAAACGCGUCCUGUCAGAAUCGGCCGCUGACAUUUUUGCUCUGGAUCAGCCCACGGGCAGACCGUCGAUCCUGAGACAGUCUCAGCUGGAGAACGUUCACAAAAACAUCCCUAAAGGAAUGAAGGUUUGUUUCCAGACUCCGCUCAGAGAUCCAGUUACGAAAAAGAUCAUGUCACCGAGUCGUGUUGGUAAAACGGCGACUCUGGAUGACUGCGCUAAGGCCCUGGAGUGUCUGACGCUCACGUCACCCGCACCGCACAGCACCUCCGCGCUCCCGGUCGACGCUCCCACUAAAACGGACUCGUCCUUCCCUGAUGAUGACAUGCCCAUUCAGAGCACAGGAGACUACAACGUGGACUUUGACAACCUGGACUCCGUGAAUCCCUUCCAGAGCUCCAGUAAAAUGACCCUUUCUCCACCCAAACCUGCCACCCUGCUGUCCGACCCACUCGCUCUGACGGAGCCGGCAUCUGCUACCGAAGAUGCGCAAACCAUGUCUUUGGAUGAGACCCUCCCUUUUAUUCCGUCUGUAGAGAGUUCCCUGGCAGACUUCUCAGCAGACGGCACCUCCACGGACAGCACGGUGAUCAUCGAGCCGAGGCAAACGACUCUCGUGGAUCACGGCGCCGACGAUACGGCGAACGAGGUUCCUGAACCAGUUAGCGAAGAUGUAGUUUCAGUUUCACUCCCUAAAGGAUCCUACGAGAUUGAUUUUGAGAAUCUUGACACUGUGGACCCUUUUAAAAGUGGCGCAUCAAAAAUCCAGAACUCUCCUCCGGUCUCCAGGAAAUCACCCGUUCUCAGUCCAGUACCGUGUAAAGUCGAGGACGCGAGCUCAGGAGCGAAAGACGUCAAGGUGACUAGCGAACAAGAAGAUAAACUCUCCACCGUGGAAAAGCCUAGCCUUACAGAGGUGAGCUCUGACACCGCUGCCCCUUCAACAGCUCCUCAAAAAGAGGCUCCCGUGGUGCUGGAGUUCAACUUUGACGACGGAGCUGAAGUCAAACGCAAACCUCCACCCAAACGACUCGGCUUAAAACGGCCUCCGCUUUCCAAAACGAAAUCCGACGCGACGAGACCAGCAUCCGCUCCGGUCGUGAAGAAAAGUCCAGAAAUUAAACCCAAGUCAUGCGACGAGACGAUGGAAAUUCCACCAGCGAGAGGCUCCUACACUAUCGACUUGGAUCAAUUCAACGAUCCAAACUUCAAUCCGUUCGGUACAUCGGUAACCAUGCACGGUUCUCCUCCUCGUAACGAUCCAAGCUCCACCAGUCCAGUAAAGACAGAAAUCCAGGACAGCGCUGUGGAGAACCGCACACACGGGUCAGUCGGUUGUCCUUCGUCUGAAUCCGAGAAGGCGGCAGAAGCUGAACCAUCAUUCGAGGCAGCAGAAGAACCAGAGCCCAAACCUACUAGUGAACCCCACCAGCCGUGUGUUCUGGGUGUUCCAAAGCCACAGAAGAUGGAGGAACAGGUUUUACCCUGCACGCUGACCCAGAGCAUGCCGUUUGACACCACUGCAGCCGAUGAUGAGUUUGUUCCCGGCUCCAUGUUCGUACCGAGUGACCUGGACGGACAGAUUGAUUAUCUGGAGCAGUUUGGGUCAUGCAAUUUUAAGGAAUCUGCUCUGCGUAAGCAGUCCCUCUAUCUAAAGUUUGACCCCCUGCUGAAGGAAAGCCCAAAGAAAGCAGCCGUGGACAACUCCCUCUGCGGGCUCAGUCUGCCUCGUCCCUCUCUGGCCAUCCGGAUGAUGGAGGCUGCGAGGUCUGAGGUCAGGCAGAAAUCUCAGGACGGAACAAAGCUGCUGGAGGACUUUCCUCCACCGGCAGCACCGCCUGUGGUUCAGGACCCCAGUGUGCUGGAUCUGCUGGUGCCGACGCUGACGCAGGCUCGGGGGAGUGAGGAGGUCAUCGUGGACAUGCUGAAGUACACACAGAAUGACAUGGACGCCGCUCUGGAAAAGACCCGAAAACAGGCAGAGGAGAAAGAGGCAGAGCUGAAGGUUCAGAUUGAAAAGAUGACUCUGGAUAAUCAGCACAUGUCGAUGAUCGUGUCCGAGUUUGAGGCCAUCAUUGCCCAGAUCACAGCCGAGCACAAGCAGAAGGAGGAGCUGGCGCAGGCCGAGCUCAGCAGAGCGCUGCAGGAGAAACAGCAGCUGGCUAAAGAUCUGAGCGACCUGGAACGCUCCUUUUCUGACGUCGUCAAGCGCCUGGACCGGCGCAAGGAAGUCAUUGACGGCUUCAAGAAGAACGAGGAGACGCUGAAACAGUGCGCUCAGAGCUACUUGGCCAGACUGCAGAAGGAGGAGCAGCGUUAUCAGAUGCUCAAAACUCAUGCAGAGGAGAAAAUCGACCAGGCGAAUAAAUGUAUAGCAGAGGUGCGCACUAAGAUGGGAUCGGAGGUUUCUGCCCUUCAGGUGCAGCUGAGGAGGGAGCAACUGAAAGUGCAGUCACUGGAGAAGAACCUGGAGCAGAAGACGAAGGAAGUGGAAGACGUCACCAAGCUGUGUGAUGAGCUGAUAGCGAAAGUGCAGCAGCAUUGAGCAGCUUCUUUAUUCGUGUCUCUGUCUGUGUUUGUGUGUGUCUUUAUUUUUGUGCUUUGUAUACUGACUGAAUUAAGAGACUUUUACUGUGUAACACUGACUUCUUUCAGUGAAAGGUUUAAAAUAAACAGCUUCUUCUGCAUUAAACGACCAACAA